Molecule: messenger RNA, 1862 nt
Organism: Hylaeus volcanicus
Lineage: Eukaryota; Metazoa; Arthropoda; Insecta; Hymenoptera; Colletidae
Gene: Lop2
Product: rhodopsin-like
Exons: 9
Coding region: 166-1344 (392 amino acids)
Biological process (GO): G protein-coupled receptor signaling pathway; visual perception; phototransduction
Cellular component (GO): membrane
Molecular function (GO): G protein-coupled receptor activity
Source: RefSeq, a predicted model, not a curated record
UGGAUCUCACCAUAUAGAAUGCAUAUAAAAGAAGAAUGGAGCAUUUGUAGGUGCAGUUGUUGAAUAUGAACAGUUGAGUGUGAAUAAGGAAUGUGCUUCUUAGAGUGAUAUUAAUGAGAUGUAAAAUAUACCUUUCUUUGUAGACAUUUUUAUCAGUUUAGAAGAAUGGAGAUAAUCACCUCUGCUAAUACCUGCAAUGUGUCUGCCUCCUCAUUUAUUGGAGCUAUUCCUUUACUAAACUCUACCUCCACAACUACCACAGGUCCACAGUUUGCAAGGCAGUCAAUGCUUUUCAAUAAUAAAACAGUAGUUAGUACAGUACCAGAAGAAAUGUUACACUUAAUCGAUUCAUAUUGGUACCAAUUUCCUCCAUUACAUCCACUAUGGCAUAAAAUUUUAGGUCUUGUUAUGAUCAUACUAGGAAUUAUAGGAUGGUGUGGAAAUGGUGUAGUGGUUUAUGUAUUUUUAUUGACACCAUCGCUGAGAACGCCGAGUAAUCUACUUGUAGUAAACCUUGCUUUUUCAGAUUUUAUAAUGAUGGGCUUUCAGUGUCCACCCAUGGUAAUUUGUUGUUUCUAUGAAACAUGGGUUCUUGGAACUUUAAUGUGCGACAUUUAUGCAAUGGUCGGUUCGCUUUGUGGAUGUGCAUCUAUAUGGACAAUGACAGCUAUUGCUUUAGAUAGAUAUAACGUUAUAGUGAAGGGAAUGUCUGCGACGCCAUUUACUUUAAAAAGAGCAAUACUUGAAGUCGUAAUUAUAUGGUCAUUUGGCUUAUUAUGGACAAUUCUACCUAUGGUAGGAUGGAACAGAUAUGUUCCAGAGGGUAAUAUGACAGCAUGUGGCACAGAUUAUCUUUCAGCAGAUUGGACCUCCAAAUCAUACAUAUUAAUCUACUCUGUUUUCGUUUAUUAUACACCUCUGUUCACUAUUAUUUACAGUUAUUACUUCAUUGUUUCGACCGUUGCAGCACACGAGAGGGGGAUGAGAGAACAAGCAAAAAAAAUGAAUGUUGCAUCUUUAAGAUCUGGAGAAAAUCAAGGAGGCCCCAGUGCUGAAGCAAAACUAGCAAAGGUUGCAUUAACGACGAUUUCGCUGUGGUUUAUGGCUUGGACACCGUAUCUUGUAAUCAAUUACAUCGGAAUAUUCAAUCGUUCCCUACUGAGUCCACUGUUCACUAUAUGGGGAUCACUUUUCGCAAAAGCGAAUGCAAUAUAUAAUCCACUCGUUUAUGCGGUUAGUCAUCAAAAAUAUAAAGCCGCGUUGAAGGAGAAGCUACCAUUUUUAGCGUGCUUCGAUACCGAGGAGGCCGCUGGAGGAGAAAAGCCUGAGGGUGGUGGCUCUUAGAAUAUCAGGAAUUCAAAUUGUUGUUAAGUGUUAAACGAAUACAAUUAUCUUGUUGCUUGCAGUGUUUAUUCGUAUUUAUAAAAUUAAGAUACAGACACGACACUCUCAUCAUAUCUUACAAUAAUAUGAUACAUGUUUACCUAGUUAGUAAACAUAGAGCUGAUGCCUGCUAUACCAAAGUGACCAUGUAUAUUGCUGGGCAAUAAAAUGUAGAAAAUUCAAAUCUUUUCCUAUGAUUUGAUGUUAAAAUAAUUCCCAUUGUGGUGUAAAUGAGAAUCAUACGUUCAUCGAUCAUAGGCGAUUAAAAGAUUAUACAUUUAAUACCGCGCGUUAGAGCAAUUCCGUAUAUUGGAGACAUACUCUGAUCGAAAUGAAUAUGCUUUUCAGGUGAUGGUUUUUUCCCUCGGGUAGAAUUUUGAAUUGAACGUAUCUCUCAACACGAUAACCGAUAUUAAUAUUUACAAAUCGUGUCUGUAAUUAAACGUCGUAUUGUCCUUUCCUUAUCCUAGCCGAGCGUA